Molecule: messenger RNA, 870 nt
Organism: Penicillium cinerascens
Lineage: Eukaryota; Fungi; Ascomycota; Eurotiomycetes; Eurotiales; Aspergillaceae
Product: putative sulfite oxidase
Exons: 2
Coding region: 1-870 (289 amino acids)
Cellular component (GO): mitochondrion
Molecular function (GO): oxidoreductase activity; molybdenum ion binding
Source: RefSeq, a predicted model, not a curated record
AUGCGCACCAUGCUGCGCGAGGUGGAGGGUAUUGAUUGGGGCGACGCGGCGGUUAUGAAUUGCAAGUUCACAGGCCCUCGUAUCCGUGAUGUCCUGCUCCGUGCUGGCCUGGCAGAUGAUAUCAUGGACUCUGCUCGUGAGCUACAUGUUGCUUUUGCUUCUUACCAAGUCCAAUGCCAGGAAGAUCACUGGUUCGGGUCCAGUGUGACGCUGGAGAGAUGUAUGCGAGAAGAUGGAGAUGCAAUUCUUGCUUUGAAAAUCAACGACCGGCCUCUCACUGCCAAUCAUGGCCAUCCCGUCCGCGUGGUGCUUCCUGGCAUUGUUGGUGCGCGCUGGGUCAAAUGGCUAGAUCGCAUCACCGUCCAAGAUACCGAGUCCCCUAACUUCUACCAGCAGCGCGACUAUAAGAUCCUUCCACCUGAUGUGACCGAUCAUUCAUCUGCUGAAAAGCAGUUUGAGAAUAUCCCGCCAAUGUAUGAUACACCAAUCAAUUCCGUUGUUGCCGUCCCUGCCGACGGAGAGACUGUUUCGCUGUCACCAUCUGGAUUGGUGGAAACCAAAGGCUAUGCCGUUCCCCAGGGAGCAGAUGGACCUCUCAUUCGUGUGGAGGUAUCGGGAGACGGUGGUACGACAUGGAUCGAUGCCGAGCUCAGUGGCGGAAGUGAUGAAAUGAAAUGGUGCUGGGUGUUGUGGAAGGCCCAAUUAAAGAUGGCAGUCGGAAAUGGAAGGGAAAUAUUGAGUCGUGCAACAGAUGCUGGUGGGAACACACAGCAGGAACAUUCACAAUGGAAUCUGCGGGGCGUGGGAUAUAGUGGAUAUGGUCGAGCAGAAGACCUGACAGUAGUGGAAACAACGCACAAGGCAGACUGA